GGGGAGGGUGGGGGGUGCCUGGCGGCCCAACAAGCACCUGCUGCUGGUGCCGGCCCCGCCGAGGGCUCUUUCUUGGGCUGGCGGUGAAGCGAAGCGCCCGCGCGUCUGUCGGAAAAGCGGUGGCGCAAUCCGGAGAAGCUGCGGCAACGAGGCUCCGGGCAUCGCGACGGUGGAAGAAGGGAGCUUGAGCGAGGGCAUCGCAGGCUUGGCAGCGUGGAUGAAAGUUUGGUCCGAAUUCCGUGCAGGGGACGCCAACCGUCAUGUUAAGAUAAAGCAGAAAGGUGCAGUGCUGAACAUGCUAAAGAGGCUGGACAAAAUAAGGUUCAGAGGACAUAAGAGAGAUGAGUUCCCGGACUUAGCAGAAUCUCCCAAUGCUUCAGAUACCGAAUGUGGAGAUGAAAUCCCUAUGAAAAUACCUCGUACAUCAGGCUACGAUGAACUGAGAGACCCUGCUGGUCCUGGGACUGUCAUCAUGGCGACAGGAGUUCCCGAUUACAACAGAACAGAGUCUGACAGAUUAAAUGAGAUCAAAGGCCACUUGGAAAUUGCCUUGCUGGAAAAGCACUUUCUCCAGGAGGAGCUAAGAAAGCUGAGAGAAGAAACCAAUGCUGAAACGCUUAAACAAGAGUUAGAAAAAGAACGCUUGAGGAGGAUAGAACUGGAACAAAAAGUCAGUGAAAUUCUAAAAGCAAGAGCAGACGAAUCACCUCCAUCUACCCAGCAGCCCCCCAAAGCACAGAAUGGAACAGAUAAACGCAGCCACAUGGUGUGUUCAAGAGUUCAGAAGUGGAUUUAUGAUAAAUUUGGAGAAUAUAUUGAGGACUUUAGAUUUCAGCCAGAAGAAAACACAGUGGAAACAGAAGAGCCGCUCAGUGCAAGACGGCUAACAGAAAAUAUGAGAAGACUAAAGAGAGGUGCCAAACCUGUUACAAAUUUUGUGAAGAAUCUUUCUGCCUUAUCCGACUGGUUUUCUGUCUACACUUCUGCUAUUGCCUUUAUUAUGUACAUGAAUGCUGUAUGGCAUGGCUGGGCCAUUCCUAUGUUCUUAUUUUUAGCAAUUUUGAGGUUGUCCCUAAAUUACCUCAUAGCCAGAGGGUGGAGGAUACAAUGGAGCAUUGUGCCUGAAGUUUCUGAGCCUAUUGAACCUCCCAAAGAAGACUUAACCGUGUCAGAAAAGUUCCAGCUUGUUCUGGAUGUGGCACAAAAAGCACAGAAUUUAUUUGGCAAAAUGUCAGAUAUACUGGAAAAAAUUAAAAAUUUGUUCAUGUGGGUCCAGCCUGAAGUAACGCAGAAACUAUAUAUUGUUUUAUGGGCAGCUUUUAUUGCAUCCUGCUGCAUUCCUUACCGGAUCAUUGGGCUUUCAAUAGGACUUUAUGCAGGAAUUAAAUUUUUUCUGAUUGAUUUUGUCUUCAAACGGUGUCCAAGACUACGGGCAAAGUAUGAUACUCCUUAUAUCAUAUGGUUGAACUUGCCUACGGAUCCUCAACUCAAAGAAAGGGCUAAUGCUACAGUAUCAAGACGGCCUCAAACAACUGCAUCCCGAAGCUAUGUAGGUUCAAACACCUCAACAGGAGUGAGUCGGGAUGAGGAAACCAGCCGCUUUCACAAUACCAAGAGAGGAAACUUCCAUGAAGUAUUUAAUUUGUCAGAACAUGAGCGUCCAUUGGCAGUGUGUGAAAAUGGCUGGCGCUGCUGCUUGAUAAACAGAGAUAGGAAGAUAACCACUGAUUACAUCAGGAAUGGAGUUCUCUAUGUUACUGAAAAUUACUUAUGCUUUGAAAGUUCCAAAUCUGGUUCAUCUAAAAGAAAUAAAGUUAUAAAACUUUCAGAUAUAACAGAUAUUCAAAAGUACAAAGUACUUUCUGUUCUCCCAGGAUCUGGGAUGGGUAUUGCAGUAUCCACACCAUCUACGCAAAAACCGCUCGUGUUUGGUGCCAUGGUACACAGAGACGAAGCUUUUGAGACUAUUUUCUGCCAGUAUGUGAAGAUAACCUCUGCAGCAUCUGCCAGUGAAAGCUAGUAUAUCAUCCUUGCCGGGUUUUUAUAGGAAACAUCAUGAAUUUUACUCACCCAGUAGUGAAUAAAAAAGGUGGAACAUCCUUCAUCAUCAGUCCUGCAAUAGUUUUCUUUGUUGCAUAUAUAUGUCUUACAUUACAGAAAGUGUAUUUUAUUACAUGCCUUCCAUGGUUUCUGUUGGUUUUUAUUUACUGGUUUUUUUUUUGUAAUAAAAUAAAAGAACAGUGAAAAUGCUAUCGGCACUGUUAACCUUGCACAUUAAGCACUUUUAAUGUUUGUUCACUGACAUUAAAACGCUUAGGAAGAUUCUUAGUAAAACUAGCUUGAGGGGUAGGCCUUGUCCUAAUUAGACAUACCCUGAACUCUGCGGUUCAUCUGAUAUUUCUUUAGCUACGGGUUCUGCACACACCCACUGCACAAAUUCCAUUGAUUUCAGUGGCAUUAUGGUGCAAGUUUGUGAUUGAAUUUAGCAAAAACUGUCAAGAACAUGAUUCGUUUUCCUAAACGAGGUGUAAAUAAUAGUUGAAAGUAUGAGUAUUUGAAGCUGUGCUUCCGGAAAACGUUCAUACUGACUUCUGUAUCUUUUCAAAAGGCAUUUAUAGGUUUAGAGACAGUUGGGAGAUGCAAUUAAAUCUUCAGAUAGUCAGUGUGCACAUUUCUUCUCGGCCUACCUUACACAUCUUUCUUUGUCGUUAAUCUUAUGUCCCUGUGUUGACAUAACAAACGUUUCCAGUGUUUUCAAUAGCGAAGCAACUUUUUAGAAUUAUUUGGCAUGCUGCAUUAUCCUGUAUUUUCCUUAAAAUAUUGGAUAAACAUGAAGUUGAAAGUUAUCACAAAUGUGCCCAUUGGAGUGCAGGAGGAAUAAUGGGAAUAGUGUUGUAUCAAUGUACCACAAGCUCUGCACCCUUUGUAGUACUUUGAAAUGUCAUAUACUUAUAAAAAAGGAGUGCUACAACAUUGGAUUAACAUAAUUUUGAUGAAACCCCUGGAUCUUGCUGUUACCCUUGUAUGUGUCCAUGAUUCUUUUCCUUUGGUAUUUUAGUUUCUUGAGAGCUGUAGCCACACUUUUUGUAGUAAUUAACUUUGUGUGUGGUAGUCUUUAAUCAUGAAAAAGAAAUUGAGUAGAUGGUUAAAACUCCACAUGUUAAUUUAAUAUUUUAUAAAGGUGGCCGUGAUACAUUAAUUUUGGUUUCUUUUAUUUCAAAGCCAGUUUUUGAAGAGUGGAUGGUUCCUAACAGAGAAGCAGUAGAUCCUGGAAUCUAUUUUGUACUCCAAAUGAUCCCCUCAGUUACUUUUUAUUAUAUACGUAGAGUCAAUUGUUUACAAAUACGAUUGGAACUGUCAAAUAAGAAAAGAGAGAAUCCUUCUGUGCUAUGAACUAGUCUAUCCCAAGCCAAUCCCUUGUUUUACAUUAUGUUGUUGACUUUGUUACAUGCAUUUGCAUGUAACAUGUCACUGCUGUUAAGCUUAAUUAUUAUAACUUCAGAUGUCAUAAGAAGAUGGAAUUUUGCAAAAAAAAAAAAA
Notechis scutatus (mainland tiger snake) is the source of this 3540-nucleotide messenger RNA. It is a transcript of the gene GRAMD4, whose product is annotated as GRAM domain containing 4. The record is from RefSeq and is a predicted model, not a curated record. Gene Ontology annotation, biological process: negative regulation of toll-like receptor 9 signaling pathway; apoptotic process. Lineage: Eukaryota; Metazoa; Chordata; Lepidosauria; Squamata; Elapidae.